Diatraea saccharalis (sugarcane borer) is the source of this 1020-nucleotide messenger RNA. NCBI's taxonomy places the organism in Eukaryota, Metazoa, Arthropoda, Insecta, Lepidoptera, Crambidae. The record is from the annotation of a GenBank genome assembly.
AUGCCAGCGAGAAUGAUGAACGCUCGUGGCGGAGCGGGUGCAGCUGGCGAGGUUAGCGUGGCUGACAGUCCACUGGCCACAUUUGAGUCCCUCACACAAGCAGCUGUUAUAGCUGUCAUGGGGGUCGCCAUUGUAGUCUCUAACCUACUAAUCAUUGCCGCCUUUCUGAAUUUUAAAGGUUUAUCUAACGAAGUGAUUAAUUAUUAUCUACUAUCGCUGGCGGUGGCAGAUUUACUGUGUGGUUUAUUUGUGGUGCCACUGUCUGUAUAUCCGGCAUUGACUGGUCGGUGGGUGUUCGGCGACCUGAUGUGUCGGUUGGCCGGAUAUGUGGAGGUCACGCUCUGGUCCGUCAGCGUGUACACAUUCAUGUGGAUCUCAGUAGACCGAUAUCUUGCCGUCCGGAAACCUCUCCGAUAUGAGACGGUACAAACGCGCACUAGGAGUCAAUGUUGGAUGGUGUUCACUUGGAUAUCGGCAGCUAUGUUGUGCUGUCCGCCCUUACUUGGAUAUAAAAAGGAUGCAAAUUUUGACAAGGAAACUUUCAUUUGUAUGCUCGACUGGGGCACUACUUACGCGUAUACCGCUACUCUGGGUAUCCUUGUUCUCGGGCCGAGCGUCAUCUCGAUUGUGUACAACUAUUUUUACAUAUUUUCGAUGAAACGUAAACUGAAUAGCGGCGCACCAAUACACGACAAGGAGUACGCCACAGCUCUGGCAGAGAAUCUCGCUAACCCGAGCCACUGGAUGAGUUUCGUCCUGGUGACUGCUUUCUGGCUCAGUUGGGCGCCGUACGCUGGCGUUAGGUUGUAUGAGUACAUUACAGACCAGGAACUCAAGAUACCGAUGCUGCACUUUGGAGUUGUGUGGCUCGGCAUACUGAACUCUUUUUGGAAGAUCGUUAUUUUGAUCUCGUUGAGUCCGCAGUUCCGAUUGGCCUUACGCAUCCUCUGCCUGACUGCCUGUUGUCGUACUAAAGGGCGACUGCAAGCUGAACUAAUAGGCAUGGACAAUGACGACUGA